AUGUCUUGCCCCAUAUCGGCCGAGGACGCCGCCACCGGCCGGAAGCGCACCUCGACGGCCUGCGAAGCCUGUCGCGUCGCCAAGACUCGCUGUCUGCCGAGCGACGAGGCAGGCUCUACUAACUUGGGUUCGCCCCCUUCAACAGGUGUCUCGUCUCCAAGAAGGAAUGCGUCUCCCGGACGGGCCCUCGGCGACGGCGUCCCAAUAGGUCCAAACUGUACCCCCCCCGGUGAUCAACUGCCGCCGCCACCAAAGCCCACCGGCACAUUCACCAUUGACAUUCCCCUCGCGCGGCCCAGCGACGUCGGCGCCUCCACCUCGACGCUGCGGGACUCCCACGCCGCGUACCUGGACAACCUCUUUUCCCCUACCGACCCCAUCACCACCACCUCCUUCUCCUCCUCCUCUGCCUCUCCCUUUCCCUGGCCGGGGAGUAGCAGCAUCUCCUCCGAGGCCGCCUCCAGCCCGCACUCCUCGUCCUCGCCGCCGCCGUUCGACCCGUCAUGCCGGCCCAGCUUCAACAUUGCCUCGGCCGCAUCCCUCCUCGACACGUUUCGCGACGGCAUGCUCGGCUGGUGCCCGUGCGUCCUGGUGCCCGCGCACCUGUCGGUGCAGACGCUCGCGCGGACGCGGCCGUUUGUGCUGCUCGCCAUUCUCGCGGCGGCGGCCGCCGGCGCGCGCUCGCUGCGCGGCCACGCGCUCUACGACGACGAGUUCCGCAAGGUGUUUGCGCUCAAGCUUGUCGCCGGCGGCGAGCGCAGCGUCGAGCUCCUGCAGGGCCUGCUGGUCUACUGCCUGUGGUACCCCUUUCAUCUGCGCCCGCGCGUCAGGCACGUCUUUCAGUACACGCGCAUGGCCGCCGACCUCGUGCACGAUCUGCAGCUCGACGUCCAAGCCCACCGCGUUGACGAGCCCAUGACGCCAGAACGGCUCGACGCGAUCCGGGCCUACGUUGCCCAGUACUAUCUCUCCUCCUCCCGGGGCAGUUCCGUCCCGUUCACGGCGUGGACAGAGCGUUGCUGCCAGCUCCUCGUAGAGCACGCCGCGUGCCCCGGGGACGCCGUGCUCGCCUCGCUCGCGCGUCUAGGCCGCACCGUCCGGGAAGCGUGGGCCGCGGUCCGUGACGGCGCGGCGUCGUCCAACAGCAGUCUCGUCUUUCGCGGCCUGGAGGCGCAGUUUCAGGACCAGCAGGCCAGCCUCCCGCCUGCCGUGUCCAACACCUGUACUAUGCCUCCUCUCCCGGUUCGUCGCUUGUUUCCCGCAAAUGCUGACACACAAGCAGUGCCUAUCCGGCUACAAACGCUCUUUACGGAGUUCUUCCUCCUCGGCGGCUCCAUCCUCCGCAUGCCCACCUCCAAACCAAGUCCGCCCACCUCCUCCUCUGACCCCUUUCUCCCGACACCCGCCCGGCUCCGACGAUGCGUCGACGUUGUCGCGGAGUUCCUUGCGCUGCUGCGCACGACGAUGCUCGGUCCCCCCAGCAGCAGCAGCCUCGCGCACUUUUCCACCGGCGACUGGGGCCGGCUUGUGCUCGGCGUCGUCGUCGCCAUGCGCCUGUCGUUUCCGCUCGCCGAGUGUCCCGCGUAUGAUGAUGGUGCCUGGGCGCGCGACCGGCUCGGCUUCGUGGCGUUUCUCGAUGCCAUGACCGGCGGCGCGGCCGAUGGAGUGGUUCGGACAGGGGCGGCGAAACAGCAGCAGCAGCGUGUCGACGUCGUCUCGGCAAGCAAGGUCGUCUUGGCGGUCGUCAAGGAAAAGUACGAACAGCGGCUGGCGUUGCUGAUGCGCCGGCAGCAGGAGAUGGUGGACGCCGGGGAAGGGUGGGAUAAGGUCGUACUGCCCCGGUCCACGUGCCCGAUGCUGGACGGCUCGCUGGAUCGCUACUUUCCGCUCUGGGACGGGAGCGGUGCGCAGUCGGUGAGCGUCGCGCCGCAGUCGUUUGCAGAGGGCGAAGCCAGUGGUGAUGGUGACGCCAUGUUAGAUGCGUGGGCCGAAGAGCUGUUCGACUGGAUCGAGCCGAUGCAGGAUCUGCACUAA
Cordyceps militaris CM01 is the source of this 2034-nucleotide messenger RNA. RefSeq lists its product as uncharacterized. Gene Ontology annotation, biological process: regulation of DNA-templated transcription. The transcript is spliced from 4 exons. The record is from RefSeq and is a predicted model, not a curated record. Gene Ontology annotation, cellular component: nucleus. NCBI's taxonomy places the organism in Eukaryota, Fungi, Ascomycota, Sordariomycetes, Hypocreales, Cordycipitaceae. Gene Ontology annotation, molecular function: transcription cis-regulatory region binding; DNA-binding transcription factor activity, RNA polymerase II-specific. Bases 1 to 2034 code for a protein of 677 amino acids.